AUGGCUUCUGAUCUUCCAGUCAUUGAUCUCUCUCUCCUUCCCUCCACUUUUGCAGAGAAACAAAAUCUCUCUGAUCUGGAAGGAAAUAAUGAGCUGAAAAAACUCAGAGAGGCUUGCCAAGAGCUGGGUUUCUUCCAUGUAGUAAACCAUGGAGUGGACAAAGCUCUUAUUGAGAAGAUGGACUGUGCAUCUAGAGAUAUGUUCUCCCUGCCAGAGGAGGUGAAAAAAAGAGCUAUUUUUCCCAUUCCUAGUGCAGGUUAUUCUCCACCCACUUUAGGAGCUGAUGGAAAGGAUUCAAUGCCUGAGAGCAUGCAUUUCCCUGGUCAAAGUGUUCUACCCAAUUCACUUGAUCAGAUCUGCACCAAGCUAUGGCCUCAUGGAAACCACCAAUUCCGAGAGAUUGCUCAUACAUAUAACUCUCACAUGAUGAGUCUUUCUCAGAGGAUCAUACAACUCAUUAUGUUUGGUUUGGGGUUGGAUGUGUCUAAGUAUUAUAAAUCGGAUCUUUUUUCAAGUUUUAUCGAUGGAUAUGUACGUAUGAACUACUAUCUUAAUAGAAAGGAUGAAAAAGAGUCUCAAAAUGGUUAUAAAACCUCUAUGGCUCAUACAGACAUUGGCAUUCUUACAAUUUUAUAUCAAGAUGAUAUUGGGGGUCUACAAAUCCGAACAAAAGAAGGCAGUUGGAUUAAUGUUAAGCCUAUGAAGAAAUCAUUUGUUGUUAACCUUGGAGAUUGUUUACAGAUGUGGAGUAAUUGUAGGUAUCGUAGUGCAGAACAUCGUGUGGUGUAUGGAGGAUUGAAACAAAAGCAGGAUCGACUGUCCGUAGCCUUCUUUUAUAUCUUUGAGGAGAAGGCCGAAAUUAAGGCUCCUGAAGAGCUUAUAAAUGAAGAGAAUCCAAAAAAGUAUAAUGUUGCAAAGUUUGGUGAUAUCAUUGAACGAUAUGUCCAAUUAGGCCCAAAGUUGGGUGGAUCUAAUUACUUCUUAAUAUAA
Molecule: messenger RNA, 990 nt
Organism: Cryptomeria japonica (Japanese cedar)
Lineage: Eukaryota; Viridiplantae; Streptophyta; Pinopsida; Cupressales; Cupressaceae
Product: gibberellin 20-oxidase-like protein
Exons: 3
Coding region: 1-990 (329 amino acids)
Molecular function (GO): dioxygenase activity
Source: RefSeq, a predicted model, not a curated record